Molecule: messenger RNA, 1556 nt
Organism: Apodemus sylvaticus (European woodmouse)
Lineage: Eukaryota; Metazoa; Chordata; Mammalia; Rodentia; Muridae
Gene: Gnpnat1
Product: glucosamine-phosphate N-acetyltransferase 1
Exons: 6
Coding region: 95-649 (184 amino acids)
Biological process (GO): UDP-N-acetylglucosamine biosynthetic process
Cellular component (GO): Golgi apparatus; endoplasmic reticulum; endoplasmic reticulum-Golgi intermediate compartment
Molecular function (GO): monosaccharide binding; glucosamine 6-phosphate N-acetyltransferase activity
Source: RefSeq, a predicted model, not a curated record
GCCGGAUCCGGAUCCGGAUGCGGCGGCUCUGUGACCCGCAGGGAGACUGACGCGCCGCGACGGGAGCGUGGUCCUCUCCGACUUUACUGGAAAGAUGAAACCCGAUGAAACUCCUAUGUUUGACCCAAGUUUGCUUAAAGAAGUGGACUGGAGUCAGAAUACAGCAAUAUUUUCUCCAGCCAUUUCUCCAACGCAUCCUGGAGAAGGCUUGGUUUUGAGGCCUCUUUGUACUUCAGACUUAAAUAAAGGUUUUUUUAAGGUAUUGGGUCAACUGACAGAGACUGGUGUCGUCAGCCCGGAGCAGUUCCUGAAGUCUUUUGAGCAUAUGAAGAAGUCUGGGGAUUACUAUGUUACGGUUGUGGAGGAUGUGACCCUAGGACAAAUUGUGGCUACAGCAACUCUGAUAAUAGAACAUAAAUUUAUCCAUUCAUGUGCUAAGAGAGGGAGAGUAGAAGAUGUCGUCGUUAGUGACGAGUGCAGAGGGAAGCAGCUUGGCAAACUGUUAUUAUCAACUCUUACUUUGCUAAGCAAGAAACUGAACUGUUACAAGAUCACCCUUGAAUGUCUACCACAAAAUGUCGGUUUCUACAAAAAGUUUGACUAUACAGUAUCUGAAGAAAAUUACAUGUGUCGGAGGUUUCUAAAGUAAAAACUACCAUCAAGAGGUUAAUGCUACAAGGCUUUACUGUUAGAGUUCAUUUUUGUUGCUGCAGCCCAGUAAGCUCCCUAACUACUGGACUGCAGUACGCUGUAGUAUGCCAGGGUAGUGACCCGGGAGGAUGCAGUCGCCGCUGGGAGUUCACAUUAUCAUAAAGGGGGAGGAUUUUUAACCAAAGGAAUAUAUUUUCAACUUGAAUCUUUUCUUGCAUUGUAUUUUUCUAAAGUUUGUCUUCAUUUCUUGGUAGUCAAGAGUAUGGGUAGUAAACAGUUAUGUCUGCUCUAUGCUGCUCAUUUUUAAAUAUAUGUAUAUAUAUAUUGAAUAAGGGUGUUUCUUACCAUAAAAUUAUUUUUGUCUCAUACAUUUAAAUAGACUUAAGGUGCACCAUUUCUCACAUUACAGGGAGUUGGACGCUUCUGUUAUUAUGACCACCAGAUACAUAUUUGCACACUGUUGAUCCUAACCCUGCAGUCUUUUUAAAGCAACAAAAGAAAAAUGGGACAAGGUACAACAGCUUAAAUAACUAUUUUACUAAGUAUAUAGUUUUGUGCAGAUACUGUACCACCUGUCUCAUCUGUCACAUGAUAUUAGAAUUAUCCAGGGUCUUUUCAAACUGUCAGUGAGCAGUUCCUAGGGGAGCUUCUACCCUGGUUUCCAUAUCAUUGACAUCUGAAGCCUUUGAGUCGCAAAAAAAAUGUGCAGUACUGCCUUUGGUACAGCUUUAAAAUGAUGGUAGCUUUUCUAUUUAAUGUGAUUAUAAUGGUACUAUUAUUCUGAUCACUGUCCUGUUUUAUUUAUUUUAAUGAUUUUUAAAAUAGAAUCAGAUACUUUAUUAAUAAUGGUUCUAAUCUUUUGCAUUCCAUGUUAUUACAUUAAACUUGUUUAUAUGAAUAGUCAA